Messenger RNA from Limulus polyphemus (Atlantic horseshoe crab), 1601 nucleotides. Its product is annotated as glucocorticoid-induced transcript 1 protein-like. The record is from RefSeq and is a predicted model, not a curated record. The transcript has 8 exons. NCBI's taxonomy places the organism in Eukaryota, Metazoa, Arthropoda, Merostomata, Xiphosura, Limulidae. Bases 5 to 1585 code for a protein of 526 amino acids.
GUCGAUGCUAACCAAGUAUAAAGAGUUGAGAAAAAAGAAAAAUGAUUUUGUCUUAUAUGUGCCUGUUUUACACAAAUUACAACUAGAAUUGAAGACUUUUAUUAAAACCUUGUUAAGUGCAAUCGGCCAACUUAAGUUUUAUCAUUAUAAAAUGUCAGAACAAACACCACAAAGAGUUCGAAGAACAGGUUCUCCAGUGAGCCCAGGUUCAACGAAGCAGUGUCCCCUGAAAGCAACCAUGCCAGUGUCAAUGAUGCGACAAAUUAAUAGUCCAACAAGGUUUUCAAAUAAAAUGUCUAGCUCUUCACAUUCUCCUACUUGUAAUACAAAUAGGACCAGUGAAGGAACACGAUUAAUGUCUAGACAGUCCCCUGAUUUAAGCCUUAGGUUAGGUUUAUCGGUCGAUCGACGCAGCCCAGGAUCGCCAGGUUACAAAGCAGAUAAGACCAGUUCAGUAAAUUUUAAACCCAUCACUUCUGCUCCCUGUAUUCGGCGGACUGCCUCACUGGACACUAUUUACCUGGCUGGACAGUGGCCACGUGACCUCCACUAUCACAGCUACUAUGUUCGACAUGUGAUGGACAGAGCCACCCAGACAGAUGAGUGGGAAGAAACAGAAAAAAUUAAGAAAGGACCACAGAAAAAAUCUCCGGGAAAUAACGGGGAUCAAUUAGAAAUGAAAUAUUUUCGCCAUAGACUCCAACGGACCAAUAAGAGCGGUCAUGGCCAGGGAAACUACAGCUCACUUCAGAGGCUCAGUCCUUUUCAAGGGGACCAUUCUGCCAUAUCAUUGUCUACUGCUGCCAGCAGCAAUAAUGGUUCUGUCUGCCUGUCUUUACCGUCCACGGCAACACUACCCCUAAAUAAUUCACCCUAUCAGCACUUGUACAGUAUACCUACAUAUAAUGUGUCACAUGAAAGGUCUCAAACAGGACCCAUUCCUAUCCCCCACAUUCCAAAGACCCCCAUUCCCCGCAUUCUUAGCAGUGUUGAAGGCUUAAAUCAGGAGAUAGAAAGAUUAGUUCUCAAAGGAAUCUCAGGAAAUGAUAGCGUGGAUAUGGAGAUUGAGAGGGAACUAGAGCCUCCACCAGAUGGACACAGAGCUCCUAUUGCCGAUCUCUUCAAGUCCACCACCGUGACAACUACACGUAACGUAGACACACAGACGCCUUCUGGAAGAGAAGAAAGUUGUUCUGGUAGUGGUGCAAAUAGUUAUAGUCAGUCAGUUUCACCGACUGUGCCAUUUUUAGGCCAGAUGGACAGUUCUCAGCCUGCCAGCCGAGAAGGAAGUAAAAGUGCCUCACCCGAUCUUGACUGGAGCACCAAACUUGGUACAAGUCCUCGCAUUAACAAGUUCUUGGCAAGAGAACCUCCUGAUGGUUGUGAGAGAGUAAAAAUCGUAGACGAACGAAGGAACACUUCUGCUAUUAUGGAGCCCCAAAGGUAUGGACCUUACAAGCCUAGUGAGAAAUUUGUGCUGCUACCAAGCCAAAGUUCAGCAUUCUACCCCCUCUACAAAACUUACGUGUCUCCAUCGACCUCGGACAGUGCUCUACAAAAGCUGACUUCUUCAACAUUACCUUGACUGGACAGAUGUUACA